GAGGACGAACCAAAACAACAGAGGAGCGAAUACAAACGUCGACCUGGAGAAGUAUUUACUAACUGAAUCUGAUUUUUUGAACGUUUUUAUUCCUUUCUGGUGGUCAACAUGUCUGAUGAGGAGGAGGACUACAUGUCAGACGCCUUCCUCAGUAAAAUACAGGAUGUGAAACCAGGUGUCAGCAUGGUGAGGAGGGUCAAAGAAGCGAUGAAGAAGGAGAGCCAACAUCAGGAGACGAACGUGAAGAACCGACAGAAGAGCUUCAAAGAGCAGGAGAAAGAAAGUAGAGAAGCGGCUUUACAAAACUCCCUCAGCAAUCAGAACAAGGGCUUCGCUCUCCUGCAGAAGAUGGGUUACAAAGCCGGUCAAGGCCUCGGGAAGCAGGGUGCAGGGAGGGUGGAUCCUAUUCCCCUAAAUAUUAAAACAGACCGAGGGGGCAUUGGAAUGGAAGAGGUGAAGAAAAGAAAAGCAGAGGAAGAACUGGAAAACUAUCGACAGAAAGCACGAGCCAGCCAACAGAAUGAAAUCAAAUCUGUGGAAGACUUCAGGUCAAGAGUACGGACGGAGAGAGAGGAGCGCAAGAUCGAAGGAGAUCUCAGGAGGAGUCGGAGAGCCUGCGAGCAGCUCGACAGUCAGAAGGGCAUCAGCGUCCCCAGAGAGGACUGGUACUGGCCCAAUGAGGAGGAGGAUGCUCCUAAGGACGAGGAGGAGGAGGAGGAGGAAGAAGAAGAGGAGGAGGAGGAGGAGGAGGAAGAGACGGAGCAGUUAACUUCCUUUGACAAACUUCAGAUCCUGACGUCCUACCUGAGAGGAGUCCAUUUUUACUGUAUUUGGUGCGGGACCACCUAUAACGACGAAGACGACUUAUGCUCCAACUGUCCUGGAGACACCGCCGCAGACCACGAAUGAAGCUGCACAGAAGACGUUAAAGAAAUGUUUGUUAAAGAGCGCAGACAGAUUUCAUGUGAAACUCGAGCUCAGCUGUAAAAAAAAAAAAAAAAAAACUGUUGUGUGAUCAGAAUUAGGAGAACUUUUAUACGGUGGCUGAGAAGUGCCAAACAGAUUUACAAAGUGUGAAACCAAGCAGCAACCUCCAGUGCUGGAGUGUAACAUCCUGCAGUUCCUGGAGUGUCCACUAGAGGCUGGCUGCAGAAGCACAGGAAGUCACAUACACACCCAUUCUAAAAAGCCUGUUUUUACAGCAGAGAUUAACAUGUUUACAGCCUGGUUCAAAAAACCAAAUAGGUGUGAUUAGCUCUCAGAGAUUACAAGUCGGAAUUCCGACUUCAAGAAGGGCGUUCCUGACCGGCAACUCAGUAUUUCUGAUUCACAAGAUCAAAUAAAACGCAACAUAAAGACUCAGGUGGGCUCACCAUAAACUCUGUAGAACACAUUUAAAAGUGAUCUACCUGAUUUGUAAAUGUGUGUCAGCGUUCGUCAAAGAGUUUCACACAUUGUUUUUUUUUGGUAUUCACUUCCCAGCCACCGUACAUUUCUUCAUCCUCCAUCUGUCCUCCAUCCUCAGAAUCUCUGUUUGUACUGCACCUUUCUGGCUAUUCAGGAUAUAUUUUAAGUAUUUAUACUUUAAAAAGAUUUGCUAAGUUUUUUUUAGACAAAUAUUUCAAGAGAAAGUCCAAACCUGUGUUUUCAUUAAAUGUUGUUUUUUUUAA
Molecule: messenger RNA, 1670 nt
Organism: Labrus mixtus (cuckoo wrasse)
Lineage: Eukaryota; Metazoa; Chordata; Actinopteri; Labriformes; Labridae
Gene: gpatch11
Product: G patch domain containing 11
Exons: 8
Coding region: 109-909 (266 amino acids)
Cellular component (GO): kinetochore
Molecular function (GO): nucleic acid binding
Source: RefSeq, a predicted model, not a curated record